Messenger RNA from Closterium sp. NIES-65, 858 nucleotides. The record is from the annotation of a GenBank genome assembly. Lineage: Eukaryota; Viridiplantae; Streptophyta; Zygnematophyceae; Desmidiales; Closteriaceae.
AUGAGUCCAACCAAUCACAAGCAGUACGAUGCCAAGCUCCUCACCAUGCCUUAUUCUUAUCCCGCCCCCACCUACCACUCGCCAGGGUUCAGCACGGGUCACCAAGCCGGCAUUACCGAGGUGAUCGGGCUGACCAAGCUGCGCACCAAGUACAAGCAAUGCGAGGCGAAGCCCCUUAACAUGCCCUAUUUUCCCUCCCUCCCUCCCCACACCACCUUUGAAACUCCCCAGGGUUCAGCCGGCAUCACCAAGGUGAUCGGCCUCACCAAGCUGCGCACCAAGUACAAGCAGUACGAGGCGAAGCGGCAACUGCUCGGUUCGUACGACCUCUUCCUGGCCGAUAUUGACAUCAUCCACCAGCUGCCCCCCCUUAUUGGCACAAAGUUCUUCAAGAAGAAGAAGCACCCCAUCCCUGUGAAGCUCCGGGGGAAGGAGUGGGCGAAGAGUGUGCGAGAGGCGUGUGACAGCACGUACUUGUAUGUGAGUGGGGGCCCAUCCAUGAGCGUGCGGGCGGCGAGGUUCGGCAUGAGCGAAGCGGAGAUUGUGGGGAAUGUGAUGGCGGUGGUGGCGGGGGCGGUGGAGCAUGUGCCGAAGAAAUGGAAGAAUGUGAGCUCGUUGCAUAUACGAGCCACGGACUCGCUCGCUCUGCCGAUCUACAUGGCGGAGGUUGAUUUGCCGACGAAAAUGGCUGUGAAGGUGGCGGAACGGCAAGGGGAGGAGGAGGGUGUGGAAAGGGCGGAGGGAGGAGGGGAUAAGGAGGUGGGCAAGGGGAAGAGGAGAAGAGGGAGCACAGGGGGUAAAGUGGGAGGUGUGAAGGCCAAGAAGCCGAAAGUAAUGAAGAGGAGGUUGUCGACUUGA